GGCUUCUCCGAUUUUUAUUUACAUUUUAAACGUAUUUUUUUUAUUAUUUUGACCGAUUCAUAAUCGGAAGGCUGCUGAAAGCGAGCGAUAUUUGGACACUAUUAGGUUAUUUGCUAAGCAGGUUUAGUUUUUAAACUCAUUCUGAGAAGAUGGCACAUAAAGGACUGCAACUCCUAGGGUUUACUCUAUCGUUGCUAGGGUUGAUUGGGCUCAUUAUUGGCACAAUCAUGCCCCAGUGGAAGAUGUCUGCUUACGUUGGAGAUAAUAUAAUCACAGCUAUUGCGAUGUACCAGGGCCUUUGGAUGUCGUGCGCUUACCAGAGCACCGGCCAACAGCAAUGCAAGGUGUAUGACUCCGUCCUACAACUCGACAGUGCUCUCCAGGCAACUCGUGCCCUUAUGGUUGUAGCAAUUCUUCUUACAGUAGCUGGACUGGGUGUGGCCAGCAUGGGCAUGAAGUGUACUAACUGUGGUGGUGAUGACAAGGUCAAAAAGUCCCGCAUUGCCAUGACAGGCGGUAUAAUCCUCUCUGUUGGAGCCCUCUGUAGCAUUGUUGCCUGUGGCUGGUUUACAAGUCAAAUUAUCAGGGAUUUCUACAACCCCUUCACACCUGUCAAUACAAAGUAUGAAUUUGGUGCAGCUAUUUUCAUCGCCUGGGCUGGUGCAUUUCUCGAUAUAAUGGGUGGAGGCAUGUUGGCCUCUUCUUGCUCAAAGGGUCAGUCAUCUCCUAAUUACCCUAAGUCCUCCAGACCCGUCAAGUCCUCCAGACCACCCAGCAGCAGCAAGGAAUAUGUUUGAGCCAUUUGUUCACGACCUGGAAAGGACAUGAUCAAUCCCAGAGUAUGGGUAGAAGUUUGCCCUGUCAGCUGAUAUGAGAUCUGUUUAAUUUGGUUUGUAUGUUUGACUAUAGAUAGAAAAAACAGCUCAGAAAGGUAUUUUUGGCCAACUUUUACUUGUGUUCUGAUACAGCAGCCCACCAAAAAUGGUCACUUCUUUCUUUUGGUUAGCUCCUUGUUCCACCUUCCCCACCCCCGAUUAUAAAAUGUGAGUUUGCAAAGGGGCUUCUUCCCCAGAGUCUUCCUCAUUUCAGAUUACUGUCACCUUUAGUGAACAUGAAAGAGGGAGACCUGCUCAGGGAAAAAUCAUUACUCAUACUGCUCUGUUACACCAAAUCUCUGCUUCCAGCUGUUAAACCCUUGCUUGCAUCAUUUUAGGAACUGCGCCAGACACUGAGGUGCUUAUGAACAAUUAAUACAUGCAUUACAUUUUUAAAGCUAAGAGUAACAUGCAAAUAACCUGGUUCACUUUGCAGCAUUUUCCCUGUCUGGUCCCCAUGCCAGCAGAAACUCUUUUCAUACUUCAUUUUAUACAAAUUAGCACCCUUUAAGUAAAGUUUCACUCGUAAAUUCAAUGAAUCAUUCUUUUCAGUGUAUGCUGAUGAAGCUGGAUUAAAACUUUAGAUGGAAAAAUGAAGAUUAAUUUGGUUUGGAUGAGGCUUAACAUGAAGCACUAAAAUCAAAUUGCUCUUUCUUAUGCAACUUGAACCUUUUGAUUUGCUGUUGUCCUUUGUUUUGAGUGUACACCUUGGUUUUUGUGCCCAUUUAGGAAGGUAACAUGUUUUUUGUUUUUAUACACUCCAUUAAUUGGUCACAAAAAAGCUGUGAAUAUUGGCUUAGUUGAAUCACUGCUGGUUCCAACUAUUUUUAUGUUACUGUAAAACUUUUUUUUAUCCAUAAUAUGAACAUUUAAAACUGGACUAUACUUUUUUUUUUUUAUUUUGCUUUGGUCUGUGCUUGAACCAUUUGAUGUGGGUUGCACUCAAGUCUACUUAGGAUAGAGUCACGUGAAUGUCUGUGACUAGCUUAUGCAAAUAUUUAACUUUUUAAAAUGUUUUUGACUUCAAGUUUGCAAUUGAAAAAUUUUAUGUAAAUAAAUUUUUUAAACAG
Molecule: messenger RNA, 1945 nt
Organism: Danio rerio (zebrafish)
Lineage: Eukaryota; Metazoa; Chordata; Actinopteri; Cypriniformes; Danionidae
Gene: cldn7b
Product: claudin 7b
Cellular component (GO): bicellular tight junction; plasma membrane; membrane
Molecular function (GO): structural molecule activity
Source: RefSeq, marked validated